CCCAACACUAUGGAUACGGCAAUCGACCUCUCCGACGCCAGCAAGGCGCUCGACCUGGCCAACAUCCGCUUCCAAUUGAUGUAUACCACUCGACCACCCCCACCCCUGACUACACCUCGCUGAUGCUCCGUCAGCCGGCUCGAGGACACAAUCACCUUCCACCUAAUCGAGCGCGUCCAAUUCCCCCUCAACCCCUCCAUCUACAAGCCCGGCGCCGUCCGCAUCCCCGACUGCGACUACAGCCUCCUAGACUGGAUGAUCCGCGAGCAAGAACGCUUCCAGUCCCUCGUGCGCCGCUACCAGUCCCCCGACGAAUACCCCUUCUUCCCAGACGCCCUGCAGGAACCCAUCCUGCAGCCCAUCCACUACCCGCAAAUCCUACACCCGAAUCAUGUCAAUAUCAACACCAAGCUCAAACACCACUAUACCGAGCACAUCCUGCCCGCUGCGUGUAUCAACUAUGGCCGUGAAGAGCGUGGUGAGAAUCAGGAGAACUUUGGCUCGGCCGCUACCUGCGACCUGAACUGUCUGCAAGCCCUGUCGCGUCGCAUCCACUUUGGCAAGUUUGUCGCAGAGGCAAAGUUCCAACAAGAGACGGACCGCUUUGUCGACUUGAUCAGGCGUGAAGAUCGCAAGGGCAUUGACGAGGCCAUCACAAACGCUGCCGUGGAAAAGAAGGUAUUGGAGCGUCUGCGCCUAAAGGCAAAGACUUACGGCACGGAUCCCAGUAUCUCGGCUGGCGAGGCCGAUGGCGCUGCUAAAAUCAAUGUGGAUGCCGUUGUUGCCAUGUACAAGGACUAUGUCAUUCCCUUGACAAAAGAAGUAGAGGUCGAUUACCUCAUGCAGCGUCUCAAGAAUACCCAAUGGGAGUAAUGUCAAAUCCUAUGAAGUAUUUAGUUGUAUAAUCAUCUACCUUUCUGCCUGUACAGGAGGCCAACCACAACGCACUUGAAAUCUCCCUAAGCGAGUUCCAAUGCACCUGUCUUAAGUUACUACGAAUUCCAAGUCGGUUGAAAGUCGAGUCUGAAAUGAAGACGACAUUUAAGCAUAAAGGAUGCUUCUACUGUGCUUUAACCCAGAGGACCUGUCUAGUGAGCAAGUGCAGGUGCUAAGCAGAAUCUGCAGGCCUUUUGCAUUACAACGAAGCACAUCAUCACUCCGUUUUUGCAGGCAUCCAGUCG
Messenger RNA from Aureobasidium subglaciale EXF-2481, 1181 nucleotides. RefSeq lists its product as uncharacterized. Lineage: Eukaryota; Fungi; Ascomycota; Dothideomycetes; Dothideales; Saccotheciaceae. Gene Ontology annotation, cellular component: cytoplasm. The transcript has a single exon. The record is from RefSeq and is a predicted model, not a curated record. Gene Ontology annotation, molecular function: chorismate mutase activity. Gene Ontology annotation, biological process: chorismate metabolic process; aromatic amino acid biosynthetic process. Bases 256 to 873 code for a protein of 205 amino acids.